Naegleria lovaniensis is the source of this 528-nucleotide messenger RNA. RefSeq lists its product as uncharacterized. Lineage: Eukaryota; Heterolobosea; Eutetramitea; Acrasida; Naegleriidae. The record is from RefSeq and is a predicted model, not a curated record. The transcript has a single exon. The coding region runs from base 1 to 528 and encodes 175 amino acids.
AUGAACGAGUACGAUAACAACUUUCUCACAAACCACCAAUUUAUUUUGACAGGUUGUCCAGCCCCAAUAACCGGAUCCGUUUGUGUUAGACAUGCUUUUGAGGUGUUUAGACGCUUCAAAAUUUGUAAGAUUUCGAAGAAAAAGUACUAUGUAGUCGCAUCUGCACAGUUCAACAAUGAUUUGGACACCGAGACCUCAAGAGAUAACGGUGUAAUUGGAUUCAGAAUACAGGGCAAUAGUACUCUAAUAGACAUUAAUGUUGUACUCUCUGAACCUCAGCCACCUCUUGAAUAUGUGUUAGUUGACCUUCAUGCUCCGUCAGAUUUUUAUUUGAUUCCUUCCGACUUUGUAAACAGUCUUAAUACUUUUGAUAUCAAGAAGCUUGGAUGGAUGAAAAUUUAUUCAACUACUUCCAGACCCGGAUGUCGCUCUCCAAAGGGCUCUUGCAGUCUCAAAGUUGAUUUACCUCCCCAAGACGUCUUGAAAACCAUCUCCAAACCACUUAUGAACAACUGUUUGACGCUCUAG